AUGCAAAUGGAAAUUGUGAGUUGUAAAAAAAGUUCUCAAAGCGAUGCUGCUUUAAAGUCGUCUCUGAAUGGCAUAAAAAACGAUUUGGAUUGUUUCUGGAAAAGAAGAAAAGGAAAAUGCGAAAAACAUUCAUUGUUGAUGUGUAUUGUUAUUGUAAACAGUAAUUACGAGCUUCUUCGAAAGCAAUAA
Clunio marinus is the source of this 189-nucleotide messenger RNA. NCBI's taxonomy places the organism in Eukaryota, Metazoa, Arthropoda, Insecta, Diptera, Chironomidae. The record is from the annotation of a GenBank genome assembly.